UAAAACCCUAAUUAGCGCUCCGUCGGGGUGAGGAAGAAAGGCAAAUCAAAGGAGUGAGAAAUCGGGAAGAUGAAUUCGGUGGGUGGCGGAAACAUUGGCAUGAUAAAGAAUUCAGUGGUGAGGUAUUUCUCUCGGAAACGCUCAGUGAAUGUCAGGAAGAUAAAUCCUAAGGUUCCGUUCCCUGAAGCUGCUUCAAUUUCUCACUCUCUUUACAAUAUCAUCAAGCAGCAUGGACCUCUCAACGUUUCCAGCACUUGGAAUUACGCCAAGGAGUCUAAUAUUGGUGGAUUGAACAGCAAAACCCAUAUGAAGAUAAUGCUUAAAUGGAUGAGGGGGAGGAAAAUGCUGAAGCUGUUCUGCAACCAGGUUGGUUCAAGCAAGAAGUUUUUGCAUUGCACUUUACCUGAAGAACCACAUGCUGACCAAUCAAAAGUACUACCAGAGCUAAAUAUUCCGGCCAGGAAGCCUUCAAUAAAGAGGAAAAAACAACAGCAAUAAGAUGUGUGAGGACCAUCUCAUGACUAGAGAAUGAUUACUAGGAAUGUUCCAUGUGCAAUUGUUCCUUUAAUUCUGUGCUUCAUUUGGAUGGAUGGUUCUUAACGCCUUUUAUCUAUUGUCAGUUUGUCAUUGUUCUUGACUACUUAAUUUGCCUUCCUUAUACUUCCUCUUGUUGAUUUUCUAGUAUGAAUUUAAUAAAGAAGGAUUUUAGAGUGCA
Hevea brasiliensis (rubber tree) is the source of this 715-nucleotide messenger RNA. RefSeq lists its product as uncharacterized. The transcript has 2 exons. NCBI's taxonomy places the organism in Eukaryota, Viridiplantae, Streptophyta, Magnoliopsida, Malpighiales, Euphorbiaceae. The record is from RefSeq and is a predicted model, not a curated record. Bases 70 to 498 code for a protein of 142 amino acids.